GGGGAGAAAAAAACAAACACUUACUGUAAUGAAGCAGGAAACACUCUUAUCUGGUCUCAUCCUGACAAAUGUGCAGCUGAUUUACAUGAUACUCUGAGGUGAGACCUGUCAACAAACAGCACUGCAGAAAUGAACCAGGCAGCUAAAGAUCUGCUGAUCAUCUAUGAGGCUGAGGCAAACCAAUGGGCCAGCUACCUGCUGUCAGUUUUCACCGGUCCCAUCUCGGAGGCUGCGAUCUGCUGCUACGACAUUUCCACAGUCUCCCACCAGCAGGACGACUUCCUCCGGUUGUCCCGGUACACCUGCAAGCUGCUCAUCCUCUCCAAAGGAAUGCUGGAGAGUCUUAGUCAGCUGCACUGCGCCUUCCUGGGCCGCGUGUUGGCCCCUGCGUCGCAGGUGGUGGUGCUGCUUUGUGGCGUGGACAGCGUGACCCCGCUGCUGGAGCUGGUGCCCUUGGAUGGGAGGCAGUUCCUGCAGAUCUCCAGCGAUCAAGAUGCUCCUGAGUAUCUGUCUGCUGUCACCGACAUCAUAAGAAAAGGUGCAUCGGCCACAUCAGCAAAUGUCAGUCCAGUGACACAGAAACCAUCUGGAUCGCAGCAGCGGGCCAAGCAGCUGCUGUCCAGCGAAGCCAGCAGGGUCAGAUCAAACCUCGUCAUUCUUCCCUCAAGAGUUCCUUGCGGGAGCUCUGUGGAUCUGUUCGUUCUUCUGAGAAGUCAAACCGUGGGCUCUGACUGUGAGUUGGAGUUCAGCAACGGGGAUCAGAGCAUGAGAGUUCGGCCCGUUUGCUGGAACGAGAGGAUCCUGUGCGUCGGCGCUCCAGAUUUUCCAGCAGGGACUGUGUCUGUGACUGUGUACAGUGGUCGAAAGUCACUUUGCACUGCACAGCUGCAGUACUACACAAACAUGGAAGAACUCACCUGCCUUCUGUCCAAAGUAGCUGACCCUGUGGACUUUAUGUGUCAGGCAUUUCAGGUUUCCUCUGCAGACAUGGUGGAUAAGAAGCUGUUGUCAAUGCUGCUUGAGGGAAUGCCAACGGGAGGCUUUGAGGCCCUGAGGACUGGAAACACACACAAACAAGAGGCCCACCACGCCAAAGUGCCCUCGCUUCUCCACUUUGCCGCCCGCUACGGCUUCAGAGGCGUCUCCGGACUGCUUCUGCAGUGUCCAGGUGCUGGACAGGCGCUGCAGACAGCGGAUCGGAACGGACAAAUCCCCACCGAGAUCGCCAAGAGUCACGGCCACACGGAGCUCCACGUCUUAUUCAGAGAGACACUGAAGAUGUUGAAUCCCGGCGAGGCCAACGCAGAUCAUGACGUGUAUGAGAUGAUGGGCAAUGCAGAUGUACAGACACAGGAGCGAGGCGAGGGAAGUGAGGCUGAGGAGGAGGAAGAUGAUCUUUACACACCGCUGGAGGCCAAUGACGACACCAUCUCUGAGAACGCCGUGGUCAUUGCCAAUCGCCCGCCGGCACCCGCGCCAAGACCGGAGAGCACGCAGAUGAAGGACAGCAACGUACCUUUCAUAGCUCAAGUGUUUCAGAAGAAGAAGAAGAAGACUCCCCCGGUGGACGGGGAUCUCUAUUCACUCCCCACCAAGCAAGUGCAAGAAGGCGGUGUCCCCCCUACCUACGACUCUUUCGUGAUAAACAGACCUGGGACGACCAUGAAGCUCCAGGAGAAGCAGAAGAGUCCCAUCGCUGCCAGCGUCAGCAGCAGGGAAUACGAUGACAGCGUCUAUGAUAGAAUCCAAAUUACUCCACCCAAGCCAGUGAUGGAAAGAGAAAGAAAGAGAAGAAACAAGUUUGUUUCUGAUUUCUAAAGCCAGUCACUUAAAGGACAAGAUAGAUCUCCCAUAAUGACAAAUGGCAAAUAUCUGUCUGCAAAUAGUCUGUGAUGAAAGUCAUAAUUUUGACUUUUUCUUCAACAACAAAAUUGAUUUAGAUAUAAAUAUACUUUAAAUUGGUAAAAUAAUACAAAUUGUAUCAAUUAAAAUGUAAUUUUGUGUGUAAAUGUUAACUUACACUGUUUACUGAAGAUGCUGAAUUAUCACUGAUAACUUUUACAGCAUGAAUUUAAGAAAGUCUUAAAUAAAUGCUAAACUACCUGCUCA
This is a messenger RNA of Oryzias latipes (Japanese medaka), 2109 nucleotides long. Its product is annotated as B-cell scaffold protein with ankyrin repeats. Gene Ontology annotation, molecular function: protein tyrosine kinase binding; signaling receptor binding. Gene Ontology annotation, biological process: negative regulation of phosphatidylinositol 3-kinase/protein kinase B signal transduction; negative regulation of B cell activation; B cell activation. The record is from RefSeq and is a predicted model, not a curated record. Lineage: Eukaryota; Metazoa; Chordata; Actinopteri; Beloniformes; Adrianichthyidae.